This is a messenger RNA of Zophobas morio, 5482 nucleotides long. RefSeq names its product capicua (gene cic). The coding region runs from base 634 to 5274 and encodes 1546 amino acids. Gene Ontology annotation, biological process: regulation of transcription by RNA polymerase II. NCBI's taxonomy places the organism in Eukaryota, Metazoa, Arthropoda, Insecta, Coleoptera, Tenebrionidae. Gene Ontology annotation, molecular function: RNA polymerase II transcription regulatory region sequence-specific DNA binding; DNA-binding transcription factor activity, RNA polymerase II-specific. The transcript has 14 exons. The record is from RefSeq and is a predicted model, not a curated record. Gene Ontology annotation, cellular component: nucleus.
GUUCGCCGGCGAACGUCUUCGGGAUGAAAGUGUGAAAGAAAGAGAAGAAGAGUGAAAAUUUGAGUGAGGGAAUCGCGUAAAUCCAGAUAAUGUAAACCUAGCUUUGUGAAAUUGAGAGUUUGUCGAGAACAUCUCCUUGGAUCGUGUGAUCGUGUUUGGUACGCAUGAACACGAAAUGUAGGAGUGCGAGGGGAAGGAAGGGUGAAGGGGAGUGUUCUGUUUCUGUGUCUGCGUUUUGUGGGUGUCGCGAAAAGUUGUGAUUCUUUGAAAUAAAACGUUAGGUAAUAGAAACAGACAAGUAGUGAAUGUUCCCUAUUAAUAGACGGUUGAAGCAGUAUUGUGAUAGGAUUUAAUGAAAUAUACACGUGUUUAUGUAGUAUCAGCUACAUGACGGCUAAAUAUAUUUAUUUACUAUGCAGUAGUAUAAUAACAUCCAUUCAUAAAACAGUUGCUGUCGCGCUAAACCCUUCCAAAAUUAACCAAUGUCAGUCAACAAAUGACAUCUUCAUAAAUGAUACACACAGAAGCUAUGUUGACAAAUAGAAGAUGCAAUGACAAUGCCUCGAGAAAACCGUUCAGAACGUAUUCGUAAUAAAGUGUGAACAUAACCAAAAGCAACAAUAAACAUCCACCAUGGAUAUGGGCGUCCGAAAACUGCCCAAAAAACGAAAAUUUGAUCCGGCUGAGUUGGAGGAAACCACCACAACUGCUUCAUACAUUCCCGUGUCUGUUGUGCAAAGUGUUAUGUCAACACCACCACAAGCAACGGCAGUUGACUAUUCAUGUCCUACCAAUAAACAAAACAGCGUCGAUCUCAGUGAGUGGUGUAAUCACAGGGUGCUUGCUAAACAAGGAGACUGGUAUUAUCCGGGAGUCAUCCGUGAAGCUUGUGGUAGUAAUAUAACUGUAGAACUAGACGGUAAAGAAGAAAAACUGAUCCACUUCACGAACGUAUUCGAUAACGAAUGUUACAAUGUAAUAGGAGACGCAAGUCCGUCUAAGAACGAAGUAACAUUAGGCGCGCGUGUGUGCGUCCGACAUAAUCAGCAACAAAUGUUCGUGGAGGGUGUCGUUUUCAAUAUAUGUAACGAAGGGCAACUUGUUCGUUUUGUAGUGGCUGUAAUAGGCGAAAAACAAUUAAAAAUAACCGUGAAGCGAUCCGAAUUACGCUUAUUACGUCCACCGUGGUACGACGAAUUGGUUGAUCCUCCCCCCAUCCAUGACGCCGUAACUCCCAAGUUAGAAUAUUUUCAACCCACGACGGUGUCCCCGCAGUUGCACACCCCUGUAUCCGUUUGCACGCCACAAUCGAACGGCAAAACCUACGAUGAUUACUGUGAAAGUGAAGAAGACGAAUUACGAAGAGGUGAUAUUACUUUUAACUCGGAAGUAGACGCGAAACUUUCAGGAAGUUCGAAAAGAAGUAGUAUGCAUAGUAGAGGAAGUUCCUCAAGUAGUGUUACUCCUAGAUCUCAGCCCACGACGCCGCGAAGUCAGGCCGCUACUCCCCAUAAGUAUAAGAAAGGCGACGUUGUUUCAAACCCGAACGGUAUCAGAAAGAAGUUCAACGGAAAACAAUGGAGGAGGUUGUGUUCAAAAGACGGUUGCACGAAAGAGUCUCAAAGGAGGGGAUAUUGUUCAAGGCAUCUUAGCCUUAAAGGUAAUAGUCUUCGAAGUGGCCCUGCUUUUCCACGUUCUAAUAGUAAAGCAGAUGGUGAGGAUACUUCCAGAGAUUCAGAAACGUCGCCGAAUUGCAACGACAGACGAAUUACCGGACGUUUUGACCAAGAGGAAACGGAUGCUGCGAAUAUGUUGGUAUCAUUAGGUAGUUCGCGUUCGGCCACUCCAGCAUAUUCACCCAAUCAUCAAGGAUCCUCACCCCACACGAUGCAAUCUCCGAUUACGGUUGGGUCAAGACAAAAUGUAUUCAUGCCCAUUAUUAGUCCAGGCUUGCAAAAAAUCAACUCGCCUGGACCACCUGGGUACAACACGCCGUAUCACCAACCGCUAAUAAGGCCUGAGUCUGUUCGGCCUAUACAAGGUGUUCCCAGUGUAAUAAGACUGUCGCCCAGUCCGAGACAAUGGGGCCCUACUCCAAGCGAACAGCAGAGUGUGAUAUUACAGCAUGCCCUCACAAGUUCUACGACUCAAACGAUAGAUGGAGAUAGCAGCCAAAUUUCAUCCGGAACUGUGUAUUGUGUCAUGCCCCAACCACAUGAAAAGAACGUAAUGGUAAUAAAAAAUGACAUAGAAAAUGAACCUAAAGAGAACAAAUCAUUUCAAAGACAAGUCAUUCAGAGUGAUCAUUUAAUUCAAGCGCAAACGAUUCACGUUGCAUCAAAUAAUGUUAGUAAUUUAAACAAUACACAUUCCGCAGAAGUUGGUAUAGUACAAGCGAAUUCCAAUAACGCAAGUCUACUACCAGUUAUAGUUAACCCGACGCAGUUGUUGCCAGUUUUGCCUUCUGCUUCACAGUCGGUAGUCAAGAAGGUUAUUCCAACUGCCACAGUGCAACAGCCAACAGCUCCCGUCAUCGUAAAGACCGACCAAGUGUCUAAUAUGCAAAAUCAUAAAGAUAACGUCAUCCAACAUGCUUCACUUCAAUCGCAGACGCAUCCAAGACUUGUCCAACCCCAUCCCACUUCACCUCAAUUCACUCAAAACCAAACCCGACCGGUCAUACCUCAACAGAAAAUCACUGCCAAUUCGCAGUCCGCAUUCGUAAUUCCUUGGCAUUCGAUCGUCCCCAUUUUGACAGCUUGUCCCGACCCCAAUUCCCCGCCGUUGUCCGAGCUUUCGCCCCCGCUGUCUGCGCCUCCCGUUCCCACAGCCCCGUCGGUGUCGAAAGUGGAAGUGGACGACGACGGAGACGUGGAACUGAUGACUAUUCCAGCCGAAGAAGACGAUGACGUCUUCGAAAACGAAGCAUCCGAGACCAAUAGCAUCAGCGAGAGUGCGACGAACAAGCGCAGAACGCAGUCGCUAAGUUCGUUACAAAACAACACGAAAGACAAUAAUUUAGUCAAGAGCAAGGAUCGCAUUCGGAGACCGAUGAACGCGUUUAUGAUUUUUUCGAAAAGACAUAGGACUUUGGUGCACCAGAGACAUCCGAAUCAGGAUAAUAGAACGGUUUCUAAGAUAUUAGGAGAGUGGUGGUAUGCUUUGGCACCUGAACAGAAGAGGAAGUAUCACGAGUUGGCGUCCGAAGUGAAAGAGGCUCAUUUCAAGGCGCAUCCGGAGUGGAAAUGGUGUAAUAAAGACAGGCGGAAAUCGUCGACUGGUUCAACUAGAAGCAAGUUAAGUUCGACUGGCGAUAGUGUGGAAGUCGGUGAACUUCCGGUUAGUCCUCAAGCGUUAAAUUCCCCAGCGCCCAUUUCUGAGCCUUCGCGUCAAGUUCUUCAAGAGAACCCAGCUGAUGUUAGCGACGACGAUCAGAUGGUGAUAUGUGAAGAAGGCGGUGGUGUUGAAAUCGACCUAAAAUGCAAAGAGAAGGUUACAGAUUCUGAUUCUGAAUCGCAAAGCGACGUAGAAACUUCUCUCGAGAAUCGAAGUUUUCCGCAGCAACGUUUUAGUCCCGUUUCGAGUAAGAAUUCCACAGAUGUGACUUACAGGCCUAAACCUAUAAAAGCAAUAAUACCCACGUCUGAUAGUACUACGAAAUAUAGCGCCACGUCUAGUUCCAAUACGUUAAGUUAUUAUUCUCCCGUGAAUCCGUCGGGUAUAACAGGAUUUCAGCCAACAGGAGGCGCUUUUAAAACAAUGCCUGUGUCACCGAAAGUUGGCAAGAACGAAGUCAAAACUGACCAGAACGAAAUCGGUGAAUGGAGUAACUUCAGUGACAGUUGUAAUAAUAUUGUCACUGUUAAGAGUAAUGACGCUGUGUCGCAGUGGGUGUCAUCAUCAGGUAUACAAACUACCACUAUUUCAAGUAAAUCAAAUCAUACUCUAACAAUAUUAAAACCGCAAGCGAAAGAAUCUUCAAUUAUUCAAAUGGGCGACAAUCAUAAUCAGACCAAUCAAUUUCCAAAUCAACCUGUGACAGUUGCCAUUUUUACCGGUCAACCUGCAUUGUGUUUAUCAAAUGAUACUGAAAGAUCUCAACCUGUUGUUGUAGUUGCAUCAACACCUUCAGAACAUCCUGUACAAUAUGUUUAUAUGCCACCACCUUUCACAGUCUCAGAUUCAAGCGGUCGCAAUUUAUCUUUACCAGUCCAGUUGGUACCUAAAACAGCUGCACAAUCAGUCAUUGUUAGUCAACCUUUAAACAAACCACUGAGCCAAGGAAUACCGCUACAAUCUGACGUUCAGACAUCUCAGACUCAGAUUUCUACAUCAUCGUCAAACUCAGGCGGGUUUAUAAAGUUGGAAAACAAAGAUUCAAAGUGUGGAGAUAAAGACCAGAAACUUUCUUUGUCAGAAAGUCACAAUCCCGACGCCUCGGAUACCAAAAAAGAGUUUAAAUUGGCACCAACGCCGGCUCAGUUGGGGAAAGCGCCUUUGCAAAGGCGACAGUCUAUGGCUUUGUAUCCUUCAAAUAACCAAUCUCUGGCUGAAAAUGCAUCUGUCCCUUUGCGCUCUCCCAGUAUGGAAAACUCAUUAUCGGACUGUCCUCUGAUCUCACCUGUAACCAAGAAAAGUCUGUUUAAGCGAAAUAAAGAAGACGGAAUGGACAAAGUUUUGGAGCAAGUCAACUUCGAGAAAAAAUUUUGUUCCCUUCCUCAGUUCAAGCCCGAAGAAUGUCAAUCACCAAGUGCCAUUUCCACAUCAAGCCCUGGCCUUUUCGUAUACAAUAAGAAACGGAAUCUUAGCGCGACUCAUCGUUCGUCGAUCGACGAAGAAUCCGAAGGAGAAACUCCUCAAUCUGUGCCAAAGUCGGCAUCUUCGUUAAAGCCUGCCGUGUUUUUUGGUCCCGAUUUCAGCAUGGAGAGCGUCCGCGAAAUGACCGAAAUGGGCGACGCGAACUCCCCACGCACCCCUCGUACCCCGGGCACGUCGAAGGAGUCGGAAAAGGGACACAGGAAGAUCUUGGAACAAAGGAGGCAGUUAGUGAUGCAACUAUUUCAAGAGCAUACCUAUUUCCCGUCGGCUCAGGCGACCUCGAAUUUCCAAUCGCUGCAUUCGGAUAUAUUUCCAAGUAAAGCUAGUUUGCAGCUGAAGAUCCGCGAAGUAAGACAGAAAGUGAUGGCGAGGAGUAACCUCACGCCCCACAGCACGAGCAGUCAGAGUAGUCCCCUCACUCCCGCAGAACCCUUAAAUGUAUCCUCCAGUAGUUAGCUAGUAAUGUGCAAUAAUGUGUUGUCUUCCUUCUCUUACAUAAUUGUCAAAUUAACUGAAGAGAACGGUUAGUGACCCUUGUUAUUUCGUAUUCGUAUCCGAAUAUGGUGAGGUGUAAAUAGAAUAUUGAUUUUAAGUUAAGUCAAUUCCUGAAGUAGUGCAAUUGUGAAUCAUAUGCAUGUUAUUUGUAAUAAUUUUAUAUAAUUUA